Penicillium taxi is the source of this 1323-nucleotide messenger RNA. RefSeq lists its product as uncharacterized. The record is from RefSeq and is a predicted model, not a curated record. Lineage: Eukaryota; Fungi; Ascomycota; Eurotiomycetes; Eurotiales; Aspergillaceae. The coding region runs from base 1 to 1323 and encodes 440 amino acids. The transcript has a single exon.
AUGUCUAUACUCCAGUUUCGCGACAGACGGCUAGCAUCCUCAACAACAGCUUCGAUUUAUCACCAUGACCCUCUUCUCGUCUUAGAAAGACAAUCCAAAUAUAUUCAACAGAAUCUCCAAGCUCUUAUUGAUGCGCAGAGUGAGGGUCUUCUCUCUGGGCUAGCUAAGCCCGAGGUCGACGAUACAUCGGAAGGAAGCUAUACACCAACAUCCUCCCGACCCCAAUCAUCAUCCCCUGUAGCUCAACAUCCCACGCCCAAGAGAAUUGGGCUUCGAUCUGCGCGAAAAGGAAUAUUUCAGUCCAUCUAUGACCUCCUGAAAGUACGAGAACAGGAGCGAGAUAUUCUCUCUUCUCAAGCCGACGAGCGGAACAUUGCUCUCCAUGAUAUAGAAGAGUUUACCUCGAGGAGAAGCGGGUUAGAGAAUGCAAUCUAUGGCAUAAAAAAUGAGGGAGGAAACAAACGUGCUAAACAGCUACAGCAGGAAGCUCAAGGCCUCGAAACCGAUAUUAAGAACCUUGAGACCAAGUUGUAUGAACUGAAGGCCAGGCACAGACAUCUCGUGAGAGAGGCAUCAAAGAUCGAGAACACAGUUGAUGCUAAGCUCUCUUCCUACAUUGACUCUUUGUCUCUCCUUCAAUCGGAAAUUCAGACCUACCUACGUCAUCCUCCUGUUCAACCGCUCUCGCGACGCGGCAACGCCAACGAAUCUACAUUCUACUCGUUGAAUCCCAAGCGCCGAACCCUGGAAAUGGCCCAAGAUCAUUGGAAGGAGGAUCAAGAGACUCUGCAGGAUAGACGAAGAGUGGUAGAUGCUGAAAUUCUGGCGCUAGAGGAAGGUGGUGGGGUUUGGAAACAGACCAUAGCUGAUGUGAACGGCUUUGAGACGCGUCUCAGUGGUUAUAUGCGACAUUUUGUCCAGUUGGAAGUCCAGGCGACUAAGGGUGAAUAUAUUGGAAGAACGAAAGAUGAGGUUGCUGCCAGCAUCUGGCAGGACUUGGAGCAGACCACGCAACGUCUAGAGACAAGCUUAGAGCUUGCCGAGGAUAAAGACUGGAAGCUUCUUGUUUGCUGUAUUGCAGCAGAGCUGGAAGCUCUUCGAGAGGCCAGGGGGAUGCUUCUCCCGGCAUUCGGGUUGUCCGUGGCUGAGGACGAGGACAUCCAGAAUAAGGAAGAAUCGACGGACAUACGGAGGCAAUAUUUGGAAACCGACGAUCUCGAGCCUCCAGCUGAUUUAUUAAGAGAUGGAGAUGACCACCGCACUGAUACCGCGUCAAGGUCGGAGGACGAUGAGCCAGAUCCAGCUUGGCUACUCCCUCCCUGA